Messenger RNA from Amphimedon queenslandica, 511 nucleotides. Its product is annotated as rab9 effector protein with kelch motifs-like. The record is from RefSeq and is a predicted model, not a curated record. Gene Ontology annotation, molecular function: protein binding. The annotation marks the transcript as partial. The transcript is spliced from 2 exons. NCBI's taxonomy places the organism in Eukaryota, Metazoa, Porifera, Demospongiae, Haplosclerida, Niphatidae.
AUGGCAUCUAUAAGGAGUGUAAGCUAUCAACCAGAGCAAAGGAAUAGACACUCCACAGUAAAAAUAGGAGACUACCUAUAUAUGUGGGGUGGGUACCCGUCUGGAGUACAUGAAACUGAUGAGAGUGAAAAGAAGAAAGCAAUUGCAUCAUUAAUGGAGGUGUAUCACUUACCAUCUGGUAUAUGGCAGCAAAGGCCAACCAGUGGUACCCCUCCACCAGGUGUAUGGGGCCAUUCGUCUAUUGCAAUUGGGAGGGAUAUUUAUUACUUUGGCGGUGCUUGUGGUGGCUAUUAUAAUAGCUUGUACUGCUUUAAUGUGGAUUCAUUCAACUGGAGAGAACUCUCCCCGUCUAGUUCUGCUCACGGUCCAAUGAUGAAGGCCCACUGUGGAAUGGUAGCAGUACAUUUUCAUCAUGAAGACUACCUUGCCAUAAUUGGAGGAAGAACAUCAUCUUAUGCACCUAAACAACCUAAUGCACGUUAUGAAGAUGCUGGCUUUGGUUCUUCGACAU